AUGGCGACCUCAAAAAAAACCAACAACCCUAAUAAACGUGUGGUGUACGUUGUUUCAGAGGAGCUGGCCAAGGUUUCAUCUCUACUUCCAUCGAACAAGAACAGAUCUCUGCUGGUUCACUCCCUCGCAAGCUCUCUCGGUAUACUAGUACCAAAGCAAAAGCACAAUGGGCAGCAUAUACGCCUCAUUCGACCAAAUCGCGCCACUCUCAAGGAUCUGUCCGUCUAUCACACCCGCGACUACCUGGACUUCUCUUUGAACCCCGAUAACCACUCUGAAAACGUUCAACAGGAACCAAAUGAAAGUGCAGAUUUCGGUCUUGAAGAUGAUUGCCCACCUUUUCGCGGAUUAGACGACUACAUAUUUCUCGUAGCAGGCGCUUCUCUGACAGGAGCAAACACUCUUAAGACCGAUCAAGCUGAUAUCGCAAUAUGCUGGGACGGCGGCAGGCAUCAUGCUCAGAAAGCUCGCGCGUCCGGGUUCUGCUACGUCGCCGACUGCGUCCUCGCCAUCCUCGCUCUGAGGCGGUUCGUCCCAAAUCCCUACGACAAUAUCUCACCUGCUCCUCCGUCUAAAAAGCCUCGCAUCAUGUAUCUAGACCUCGAUCUGCAUUUCUCCGAUUCUGUUUCGCAAGCUUUCUAUUCUACCAGCUCUACCAACAGUCCACAAGUUCUUACUUUUUCUAUUCACCAUGCUGCUGAAGGGUUCUUCCCCAUCUCUCCACUAUCGAGUCUCCCCGCACCAGGAUCUCCCACCUUUGACCCUUUCUCUCUUUCCCUCCCUCUCAGACCGGGAGCUUCGAACCGCACCUUUAUGCGAAUAUGGCCAAUAGUAGAACGCGUUAAGAACCUAUUUGAGCCUGACUACAUCGUCGUGCAAUGUGGCUUGGACGGUCUAGCUGGAGAUCCAAUGGCCACCUGGAACUGGUCUUUAGAAGGGGAAGGCUCUCUAGGCUGGUGUACCAGUCGCGUAGUACACGAAUGGGACGGUAAAAAACUACUACUCGGUGGAGGCGGCUAUAACUCUCCCAACGCCGCCCGUGCAUGGGCGUAUCUGACAUCGAUCGCCAUGGGAAAGCCACUCUCAGUAGAUACAGAAAUACCGGAUCAUCGCGCGUUCCCGCUAUACGGCCCAUCUUUCACGCUGGAUGUUCCCGCAGGCAAUAUGCAGGAUCAGAAUAACGAAGAGUACAUCAAAUCUGUCGAAGAGUGUUUUGAAGAUGUAUUGUUCGCCCUACAACAUCGCCUACGCCAGUCUACCACCUAG
This is a messenger RNA of Serpula lacrymans var. lacrymans S7.9, 1266 nucleotides long. RefSeq lists its product as uncharacterized. The transcript is spliced from 7 exons. The record is from RefSeq and is a predicted model, not a curated record. The coding region runs from base 1 to 1266 and encodes 421 amino acids. NCBI's taxonomy places the organism in Eukaryota, Fungi, Basidiomycota, Agaricomycetes, Boletales, Serpulaceae.